GUAUGGCCUCAUCAUCAACACCUAAAUAUAAUUCAAACUCCUUGGAGAGUUCCUCAAGUAAAAGGACUCUAAAAGAUGGAACUAACUGGGAACAAAAUGAAGAAAUACCUCGUCUGCCAGGAGAGACUAGAGUUACAGACAAGGAUGUUAUUUAUAUGUGUCCAUUUAAUGGCCCCGUUAAAGGAAGAGUGUACAUCACAAACUACAGGCUGUACCUAAGAAGUGUGGAAAAUGAUCCAGUUGUGGUAUUGAAUGUUCCAUUGGGUGUAAUUUCAAGGAUUGAAAAAAUGGGAGGAGCUUCAAGCAGAGGAGAGAACUCUUAUGGAUUAGAUAUAACCUGUAAAGAUAUGAGAAAUUUACGGUUUGCAUUAAAACAAGAAGGGCACAGUAGAAGAGAUAUAUUUGAAGUCCUCACAAAAUAUGCUUUUCCCCAGUCACAUAACUUGCUUUUUUUUGCAUUUGCAAAUGAAGAAAAGUUUUCUGAAAAUGGAUGGAUGGUGUACAAUCCAAUGUCUGAAUACAGGAGACAAGGACUGCCUAAUGAACGGUGGCGAGUAACUUUUAUUAAUGAACAUUACGGACUGUGUGACACAUAUCCAUCGCUUUUAGUAGUGCCAUAUAAUGCAACAGAUGAUGAUCUCAAGAAAGUUGCUUCCUUUAGGUCCCGAAAUAGGAUCCCGGUUCUGUCAUGGAUUCAUCCAGAGACUCAAGCUGUUAUUAUGCGCUGCAGUCAACCCCUUGUUGGAAUGAGUGGCAAGAGGAAUAAAGAUGAUGAAAGAUAUCUUGAUAUCAUCAGGGAGGCUAACGGGCAAAUCUCAAAACUGACCAUCUGUGAUGCUAGGCCCAACGUCAAUGCAGUCGCGAACAAGGCAACUGGGGGAGGAUAUGAAGGUGAAGAUGCAUAUCCCAAUGCAGAGCUUUUCUUCUUGGACAUUCAUAAUAUUCAUGUCAUGCGAGAAUCUUUGAAGAAGUUGAAGGACAUUGUUUAUCCUAACGUGGAAGAAUCACACUGGUUGUCGAGUCUGGAAUCAACCCAUUGGUUAGAACAUAUAAAGCUUGUCUUGACAGGAGCUAUUCAAGUGGCAGACAAGGUAUCCUCAGGAAGGAGCUCUGUGUUGGUUCACUGCAGUGAUGGCUGGGACCGGACGGCACAGCUAACAUCGCUGGCCAUGUUGAUGCUAGACAGCUACUACAGAACAAUUGAAGGCUUUGAAGUGCUGGUGCAAAAAGAGUGGAUAAGCUUUGGACACAAAUUUGCAUCGAGAAUAGGCCAUGGUGAUAAAAAUCAUGCUGAUGCAGACAGAUCGCCCAUCUUUCUCCAGUUUAUUGAUUGUGUGUGGCAGAUGUCUAAACAGUUUCCUACAGCCUUUGAAUUCAAUGAGCCGUUCUUGAUUACAAUCCUGGAUCACUUGUACAGCUGCCGGUUUGGUACUUUCUUGUAUAACAGCGAGUCUGUGAGAGAAAAAGAGAAAGUGACUGAGAAAACAUUAUCGUUAUGGUCUUUGAUAAACAGUGAAAAAUCUAAAUACACGAAUCCUUUUUAUACUAAAGAGCUAAAUCGAGCACUCUAUCCGGUAGCCAGUAUGCGUCAUUUAGAGCUCUGGGUCAAUUACUACAUCAGGUGGAACCCAAGAAUUCGGCAACAACAGCCAAAUCCAGUGGAGCAGCGUUACAUGGAGCUCCUUGCGUUACGUGAUGAUUAUAUAAGGAGACUUGAAGAACUACAGAUCACAAAUAAUUCUAAGAUAUCCAAUUCAUCAGCCUCAUCAGCAUCUCCCUCACAAAUGAUGUCCCAAGUACAAACACAUUUUUGAAGAAAAUGUUGGCUUCGUUCUAUACUGUAAUAGCAAGUGGUGCUUAACAUAGAUCUAUAGCAUACAGAGGAAUAUUUUAAUGCCUUACAUUAGACUGUCCUAACACAAAUUAUUUUAGACUGUCUUCAUUUGAGGAGGACUUCAAAACCAACAAAACCAACUCUUCAAUUAUGUGCCUUUCAGAGCCUGUGGACUGAGAACGUUAUUAAUCAACUUCUAGAUAUGGAGGGCUUUAAGAGUUAUUUUAGAAAGUCUGGUACAAUUGAAAUUAAAUUGAUUUAUUGUUUUCAUAAGAAUGCUUUAAUUUAUUACACUUAGGUCAUGUUCCUGUAAGGAAAUUCAUGCUCAGUCUUACAUGUCAUGAAUAAACACAUUAAUGGCAAUAGGAAUAUUCACGUUGUGUAAAAUUAGGUAUGUGUGUAUUCCUGUUAGGAAUACGUUUGUGGAGUUCAUGAGAUAAAAAUAA
Messenger RNA from Fulmarus glacialis (Northern fulmar), 2280 nucleotides. RefSeq names its product myotubularin 1 (gene MTM1). Gene Ontology annotation, biological process: muscle cell cellular homeostasis; mitochondrion distribution; negative regulation of autophagosome assembly. The record is from RefSeq and is a predicted model, not a curated record. The coding region runs from base 3 to 1814 and encodes 603 amino acids. The transcript is spliced from 14 exons. Gene Ontology annotation, molecular function: phosphatidylinositol-3,5-bisphosphate 3-phosphatase activity. Gene Ontology annotation, cellular component: plasma membrane. NCBI's taxonomy places the organism in Eukaryota, Metazoa, Chordata, Aves, Procellariiformes, Procellariidae.